AUGUCUAUCUCGAUUUUGCCUACCACUGGCACUGGAACUAACCUCUACAUUCAGAAUGGGACUACUCCCGAGUCAAGUAUUCUGAUUCCGUCUACCUUGUCUGAAGCUCAACAGUCGGCGUGGUCGCAGGGACAGUGCAUUCCAUACAUGGGAAUACAUUUCUACUACAACAUCACCUUUGACAUGUCAUGUGACCAGUUAUUCCCUGUAGUCAUUCUCUACAACAAGGGCCAGCUCAACACCUUUGCUUGGAUGUUCCUCUCAGUUUUUCAGGACAAACGUUAUGAGGUGUCGCCCAAAAAAGUGUUUCCAUUUUUCAUCUCACCAGUUCCCAAAUGCAUGGACUCGUUCGAUUUCCUCACAACGCAACACGUCUAUUUGACUGACGAUAUCACUCUCAACAAGUGUUAG
Molecule: messenger RNA, 411 nt
Organism: Candidula unifasciata
Lineage: Eukaryota; Metazoa; Mollusca; Gastropoda; Stylommatophora; Geomitridae
Source: the annotation of a GenBank genome assembly